Molecule: messenger RNA, 2117 nt
Organism: Hevea brasiliensis (rubber tree)
Lineage: Eukaryota; Viridiplantae; Streptophyta; Magnoliopsida; Malpighiales; Euphorbiaceae
Product: serine/threonine-protein kinase AtPK2/AtPK19
Exons: 7
Coding region: 460-1902 (480 amino acids)
Biological process (GO): protein phosphorylation
Molecular function (GO): protein serine/threonine kinase activity; ATP binding
Source: RefSeq, a predicted model, not a curated record
CUCUCUCAGGUAGUCUCCAUAAUCCUCUCCAAUUUUGCGUCUUUUAUUUGAGUAAUUGGGUUCCCUAGCUAGGUUUGGUUCUCUGCAUUUCAAUUUCCUGUAGUAUUUUAUUCAGAUGUGGUAUACAUUAUGACUUUUCGUUAGGUUUAUUCAGAUUUGAUCUUCAUGAAUUCAAGAACUAUUGGGCCAUCCUCUGUUUCCUGCAAAUCGGGAAACAAUAACAGCUUCUUUUUCUGGAUUUUGUUUAACCUGUUGCCAAAGUUUCUGGGGACUCCUACUACAUACGUUGACUUCCUUUUGAUUAAGGCCAUUGAUAGGAGUCCCUCUGCUCUUCGUGUCUUGGAGAUUUGCACAGAGAUCACGAUUUAGCCGUGAUAUAUUUGGCCAACUGCAGUUAGUAUGUGUAGGGAGUGAUUGCUUCAACUAUCUGCAGUUGGCAUCCUAAUAAUACCUGGUAACAUGGUUUCCUCUCAAUUAUCUAGGAUGACCAAGACCAACAUGUGCAAGCCAUUGCUUAGCCAGUUGUUUUUUUCUGAGAACCCUCCAGACAGUCUAGUGUCAGACCACGUUGAGCUAGACUUUACUGAUGUAUUUGGUCCUUUGCCAGUUCAGGCAUCAACUGAUGUGAAUUGUGGUGAUUUGGCAAAUCCUUUGACCGGGACAGAUAUUACUGAGCUUAUUUACGAUGAACCAGUUGUCAUUUACAGCCGAUCACAUUCAUUGGUUGGUCCAUCAUCUUGUGUUAGCCAGUCACUGAAGCUCAGUAAGCUCACUUUACAUGAGACAGAAGAUUCUAUGGAACUAGCGGAACUUGAGGAAUCAUCCAUAGAUGAUGAGGCUGUUGAGAAAGCUGUUGAGAAUGUUAGUGGAGAUUCUUUGGAGGUCCUAGGCAUAAGGAUUGAAGAUUUUGAGGUUCUGAAAGUUGUUGGGCAAGGUGCAUUUGGGAAAGUUUAUCAGGUUAGGAAGAAGGGCACAUUAGAAAUAUAUGCAAUGAAAGUCAUGCGGAAGGACAAGAUAAUGGAGCAGAAUCAUGUUGAGUACAUGAAAGCUGAGAGGGACAUUCUGACAAAAAUAGAUCAUCCUUUCAUUGUGCAGCUUAAAUACUCCUUCCAAACCAAAUAUAGAUUAUACCUUGUUUUGGAUUUCAUCAAUGGGGGUCACCUCUUUUUUCAGCUCUAUCACCACGGCCUUUUCAGAGAGGAUCUGGCUCGUAUAUAUGCUGCUGAGAUUGUUUCUGCGGUAUCCCACCUUCAUGCAAAUGGUAUAAUGCAUAGGGAUCUUAAACCUGAAAAUAUCCUGUUGGAUGCCGAUGGCCAUGUAAUGUUGACUGAUUUUGGCCUGGCAAAGCAAUUUGACGAAAAUACAAGAUCAAACUCUUUGUGUGGAACAGUUGAGUAUAUGGCACCUGAAAUUGUUCUUGGAAAGGGCCAUGAUAAGGCUGCAGAUUGGUGGAGUGUGGGAAUUUUAUUAUAUGAGAUGCUUACCGGAAAGCCUCCUUUUAUCGGUGGGAACAGGGAGAACAUUCAACAGAAGAUUGUUAAGGAUAAGAUCAAGCUACCAGCUUAUUUGUCAAGUGAAGCACAUUCUUUGUUGAAAGGGCUGCUACAAAAAGAUGCCAGCAAGCGCCUAGGAAGUGGACCUACAGGAAGUGAAGAAAUUAAGCGUCACAAGUGGUUGAAGCCAAUCAAUUGGAAGAAGUUGGAGGCAAGGGAAAUUCAGCCCAGUUUCCGUCCAGAAGUAGCUGGGAAACUCUGCAUUGCAAAUUUUGAGAGGCGAUGGACUGAAAUGCCACUGUCAGAUUCUCCAGCUGCCAGCCCCAAAAGUAAUGUGAAUCCUUUUGUGAACUUCACUUACGUAAGACCCGCUGCCUCGUUCCUUCAAAAGAACAGCCGUGUAUUGUAGCUGCCAUGUUUAUGUGGUGUGAUUCUGAAAAAUUCAUUUAGGUAUUGUUUUAUGGGAUAUGUAGUUUCAAUUCGCAAGGAUAGUUGUGCCAAUGAAUAAAGUUCAUUUCGAUUGUUGAAUUGUGUUUGAUAUUCUUAAUUAAGAUGUAUACAUUCAGACAAAACGCUCCCUGUGGGCGUUUGAGAGUAUAAUAUGUUCUAGAAAUUGAUGACUUA